Phyllostomus discolor (pale spear-nosed bat) is the source of this 2302-nucleotide messenger RNA. RefSeq names its product glyceronephosphate O-acyltransferase (gene GNPAT). Gene Ontology annotation, biological process: ether lipid biosynthetic process. The record is from RefSeq and is a predicted model, not a curated record. Gene Ontology annotation, cellular component: peroxisomal membrane; mitochondrial membrane; peroxisome. NCBI's taxonomy places the organism in Eukaryota, Metazoa, Chordata, Mammalia, Chiroptera, Phyllostomidae. Bases 185 to 2227 code for a protein of 680 amino acids. Gene Ontology annotation, molecular function: glycerone-phosphate O-acyltransferase activity. The transcript is spliced from 16 exons.
AGGUCCCCGCGCGGCUUCCGUCCUGGUUAAGAUGGCGACGCCCGGGGUCCCGCGGAGCGGUCGCAGAGGGUGCCACCGCCCUAGGCGAGGUCGGGCCGCCCCGUGCGGAAGAACCGCCCCCUGCCGCCACACCACCUCCGCCUAGCAAAGCAUCCCAGGGCCUGCCCGGGACAGUAGCCGCACCAUGGAUUCUUCCAGUCCAUCUAACUCUUGUUUUUCCGUCGGCUCCACCAGUCCCGGUGCUGUCGUGCUGCAUUACUCGAAGCAGCCCAAAAAGUGGGAUGAGUUUGAAGACAUUUUAGAGGAAAGGAGGCACAUCAGUGACUUGAAGUUCGCGAUGAAGUGUUACACCCCUCUCCUGUACAAGGGGAUCGUCCCGUGCAAGCCCAGCGACAUUAAAAGCAGCGUGCUCAGCUCUGAAGCGGUGGUCUAUGUCAUCAAACAGCUCUCCAGGGAGCCCUUCCAGUCCGCGGGCGCCCUCCGCGAGGAGGCCUCCCAGAUCUUGGACGAGAUGAGCCACAAGCUGCGGCUGGGAGCCAUCCGGUUUUUGGCCUUCACCCUGAGCAAGAUAUUUAAGCAGAUUUUCUCAAAAGUGUGUGUCAAUGAAGAAGGUAUUCAGAAGCUGCAGCGAGCCAUCCAGGAGCACCCGGUCGUCCUGCUGCCCAGUCACCGGAGCUACAUCGACUUCCUGAUGCUGUCCUUCCUCCUGUACAGCUACGACCUGCCCGUGCCGGUCAUCGCCGCGGGAGUGGACUUCCUGGGCAUGAAGAUGGUCGGCGAGCUGCUGCGGAUGGCGGGCGCCUUCUUCAUGCGGCGCACCUUCCGCGGCAACCGGCUCUACUGGGCGGUGUUCUCGGAGUACGUGAAGACCAUGCUGCGGAAUGGUUAUGCUCCUGUUGAAUUUUUCCUCGAAGGGACAAGAAGCCGCUCUGCCAAGACCUUGACCCCUAAAUUCGGUCUUCUGAAUAUCGUGAUGGAACCAUUUCUCAAAAAAGAAGUUUUUGACACCUACCUUGUUCCCAUUAGCAUCAGUUACGAUAAGAUAUUGGAGGAAACUCUGUAUGCGUACGAGCUUCUCGGGGUCCCCAAGCCGAAAGAGUCCACCACUGGGUUGCUGAAAGCCAGGAAGAUUCUCUCCGAAAAUUUUGGCAGCGUCCACGUGUACUUCGGAGACCCCCUGUCCCUGCGGUCCCUGGCCGCGGGCAGGAUGAGCCGCAGCCCGUACAACCUGGUUCCCAGGUACAUUCCGCAGAAGCAGUCGGGGGACACUCACACCUUUGUCACCGAGGUGGCCUACAGAGUGCAGCUUCUGCAGAUCCAGAACCUGGUGCUGAGCCCGUGGGUGCUUGUCGCGGCGGUCCUGCUGCAGAACCGGCCGUCCGUGGGCUUCAGCGCGCUGGUAGAGAAGACUCUGUGGCUGAAGGGCUUAACCCAGACCUUCGGGGGCUUUCUCAGCUGGCCAGAUGACGAGCCCGCGGACGAGGUGGUCCAGUCCAGCAUCCUCCUGCACGACAACGUCGCCAGCCUUGUCAAAGACCGGGUGGCCCUGAAGCUGGACUCCGGCGACUCGGAAGUGGUCCACGGCCUCAUCCACCAGCACGUCAUUCUCCUCACGUGCGCGGCCUACAGGAACCAGCUGCUCAACACCUUCGUGCGUCCCUCCCUGGUAGCGCUGGCGUUGCACAUGGCCCCUGGGUGCAGGAAAGAGGACAUCUACAGCUACUUUCACUUCCUGCGCGGCUUUUUGUCGGAGGAGUUCAUCUUCCUUCCGGGAAGCGAGCUACAGGACUUUGAAGAAGGCUGCUACCUGCUUAGUAAAAGUGAGACCAUUCAGAUGACAGCGAGGGACAUCCUAGUGACAGAGAAAGGAAAAACCGUGCUAGAGUUUUUAAUAGGACUCUUUAAACCUUUUAUAGAGUGUUACCAGAUCAUUUGCAAAUACCUGCUGAAGGAAGAGGAAGACCACUUCACCGAGAAGCAGUACUUGGCUAGAGUUAGGACGUUCACGAGUCAGCUUCUCGAUCAAGGUGCCUCGCAGUGCUACGACGUGCUGUCUUCCGACGUGCAGAAGAACGCCUUAGCGGUUCUGGUGAAGCUCGGUGCGGUAGAGAAGAAGAAGGUAAACAAUGAGUGUGUACUUACUGUGAAUGAGCCCGUCGUGACAAAGCUACAGGACAUGCUUGGCUGUAAGACGCCAGUAGGAAAACCAGCAACUGCGAAACUUUAACGAUUGCCAAACGGUUACGGAGAUGUCGGUCAUGAAGUGUCCGAGGACUCCUGUCACAGCAAGCAGGGACGUGAA